AUGAAAAGACUUUGCUUUUUUUUUCUUCACUUUCUUUUGCUUCUUUUUCACUUCUACUUGUUUACAUUUUUUCUGUUUUUUUCUUUACUAACCUGUUCAUCUUCCUUCUUUUUUUCCACCAUUUUUUUUCUCCACAUCUACUCCUAUUUUCCUCUUUUUAUUCACCUCCUUAUUCUUUCUAUCUCUUUAUCUCUUUUCUGUUUUCUUUUUCUCAUUCAGUCUUUUUAUCUCUUCCUCUUUUUGCCUCCUUUUUCCCUUUUCUUUCUCACACUCUUUUUUCUUCUCAUUACUUCUUCACUCUUUCUUCAUAAUUUUCCACCUCCAACUUUCUCUCUUUCUUUUUCUCUUUCUCAAUUGGCUGCCAUUUCCCAUUUGUGCUCAACUUACAACAAACUGCAAAAUUUUUCCAACACCCAUCUCCCCAAAAAUUUCCAAAUUCCAAUUGAUUCUCCUCUUACCAUCUCACUUACUGCCUCUCUUUAUCUCCAUUUAUCAUUUUCUCAUGCAAUUCUAUUUCUUUUUCUCUCUUUUAAUUCUUUGUCAUUCUUUCGAUUCUCUUCCUCUUUAUUCCUCUGUCUCUUCCACCAUUUCCUCUUUCUUUCCUUCUGUAUCUUUCUUUUCCCACCUUGUAUUUGUCUCUUUUUCACUCUUCUUCUCUCUCUUCCUACAACUGUAUCAAGUUCUUGUUUGUUUCUUUUUUUAAUAUUUUCUUUUUCUCUUUUUUUCUGUUGCUCUUCUUUUUUAUUUCUCCUUUCUUAG
Molecule: messenger RNA, 759 nt
Organism: Acanthosepion pharaonis
Lineage: Eukaryota; Metazoa; Mollusca; Cephalopoda; Sepiida; Sepiidae
Source: the annotation of a GenBank genome assembly